Molecule: messenger RNA, 4557 nt
Organism: Bombus impatiens (common eastern bumble bee)
Lineage: Eukaryota; Metazoa; Arthropoda; Insecta; Hymenoptera; Apidae
Gene: RasGAP1
Product: GTPase-activating protein
Exons: 15
Coding region: 254-3298 (1014 amino acids)
Biological process (GO): regulation of GTPase activity; intracellular signal transduction
Source: RefSeq, a predicted model, not a curated record
AGAAUGUGAAACUCCAACGAAUUCUAUCAUGUGUUGAUAUUACAAGGAUAUUGUUAUUUGAAGAAGUUCGAGGUGCUAUUAUACGCGUGCUACUUGUUUGGGACCCGUUUGUCACCCAGCUCGACUUCUUCGAUUAUUCGAUUUUACUAUUUCAAUGAAAAAUAUAAUAUUAUAAGUCAUUUGAUCAUUUCAUGUAUGAACUUGACAAAUCUGUUGUACAAUCAUAUAGUAGUGGUAUCUCUGCUAAACUUUAAUGAUCAACACACGUGAGGUGAAAAAUUUACAAAGCAGAAGCCAUGGAUCUCCUGGUGCAAGGGACGUGUAUUGUGUAUUAUCUCUCGAUCAAGAAGAAAUAUUUAGAACAACAACAAUGGAAAGAACUCUCAAUCCAUUUUUUGGAGAAGAAUUUCAGUUUGAAGUACCUAGAAAAUUUCGUUAUCUUGGCAUUUAUGUUUAUGAUCGUGAUAGACAUUUAAAGCAAGAUAAAAUUUUGGGUAAGGUAGCAAUAAAAAGAGAAGAUUUAGCAACGUAUCAUAAUAAGGAACAUUGGUUUCCCUUGAGACUAGUUGAUGCUGAUUCUGAAGUGCAAGGUAAAGCACAUUUGGAACUUGCCCUUCAACCUCAAAUUGGAUACGCUCAACCUAAACUUACAGUAAGGAUAAUAGAAUGUAGUGAAUUAACUGUUAAAAAUAGUGGUUGUGAUCCAUUUGCAACUGUUACGGUUAACUAUAGUAAUGGUAAACAAGUAUUAAAACGCACAAAAAUUAAAAAAAAAACGAUAUCUCCAUACUUUAAUGAAACAUUUGUUUUUGAGCCAGAAAUAACAGAAUCCAAAGAGAAGGAUAUUUCUCAUUAUCCUCUUGAACGUGGAGAAGUGGGUGAGGUUGUCGUAGGUUUAUGGCAUGCAUCUUCUGGUAUGGGAGAGCAACCAGCUUUUCUUGGUGAAGUUAGAGUUACUUUAAAAGGAUUACAAAAGCAGCCGACUAAUACAACAACUGCAUGGUACUUCUUACAACCGCGACAAGUAAAACAUCGCCCAAAUAAAAUUUCGAACAGUUCUACAUCACCUGGUGCAGUUCCAGGCUUGGGAUCUCUGCGGUUAAAAAUACAUUAUACAGCAGACCAUGUUUUUCAAUCAGCAAUGUAUGAUAUAUUAAGGAAUUUGCUGUUACAAAGUGUCAAUAUUCAACCAAUAACAUCGUCCGCUGUUUAUAUUUUGGGAGAAAUUGUGGCAAGUAAAAUGGAAGCUGCUCAACCAUUGGUUAGGGUAUUGGUACACUAUGGACAAUUGGUUUCUGUAAUGAGAGCUUUAGCUAGUCAUGAAAUUUCUAAAUUAACUGACCCAACAACAAUAUUUCGUGGUAAUACGUUAGUAAGUAAAAUGAUGGAUGAAGGUAUGAGAUUAGCAGGUCUUCACUAUUUACAUAGUACGCUUAGACCAGCUAUGGAACAAGUAUUCUUAGAAAAAAAGACAUGCGAAAUAGAUCCAACAAGAGUAAAGGAUGCAAAUACAAUUCAAACCAAUUUAGCGAAUUUAAAGGAAUAUGUUGAGAGGGUAUUUACUGCUAUUACAACAUCUGGUGUACGAUGUCCACCAUUAAUGUGCGAAAUGUUCUGGUGUUUAAGAGAACUUGCAGCGACACAUUUCCCAAAAAAUAAGGAAGUAAGAUAUUCAGUCAUCAGUGGAUUUAUUUUUUUACGAUUUUUUGCACCUGCAAUAUUGGGUCCAAGAUUAUUUGAUAUUACUACUGAACAAAUUGAUUCUCAAACUAAUAGAACGUUAACAUUAAUUUCUAAAACAAUUCAGAGUCUAGGAAACUUAGUAAGUUGUAGAGGUGGAGCUGGUAGCGUUUGUAAAGAAGAAUAUAUGGAAUGCGUGUAUAGAGAAUUUUACACAGAAAGACAUAUACAAGCAGUUAAGCAAUUUUUAGAAUUAAUAUCAACUAGUAGCAACAGUGGUAUUGCAAAACAACGAACAAGCACUCAGCAAGAACAACCAAUUGUAUUGAAAGAAGGAAUAUAUUUUCUCUUCAUGCAUACUGCUGAUUGUAAGAAGAGAGUAAUGAUUAAGAGGGCACAAGGUAGAAAACGAUUUGGUCGGAAAAAUUUUAAACAAAGAUACUUUAGGCUUACUACACAGGAUCUAACCUAUUCAAAAACGAAAGGUAAAGAACCUUUAUGUAAAAUACCGCUUGAAGAAAUAUUAGCUGUUGAAAAACUUCAAGAAGAUUCUUUUAAGAUGAAAAACAUGUUUCAAAUUAUUCAAUCACAAAGGGCAUUAUAUGUUCAAGCAGGAAAUUGCGUAGAAGAAAAAGAAUGGAUUGAUAUUUUAACAAAAAUUUGUCGUACAAACAGCAAUCGAUUAGAAAAAUAUCAUCCAAGUGCAUAUAUUAAUGGUCAUUGGCUUUGUUGUAAAGCAGUAGCAGAAACUGCUCUAGGAUGCAGCGAAGUAUCACCAGGAAUGGAAGCUGGAUUGCGUAUGGUUCUAGAUCCAGAUAGAGAUUUGCAGCGAAUACAUUCUUUAAUAUUUACGAAUAUGCCGCGACUUGAAACUUUAAUGAAUGCGUGUGAAUGUCAAGCUGUUUAUGGGGCUAAUGACAUGUGUAUUUUACCAGGAGGUGGGUCUCCUAUAGAAGAUGUGCCCUCUUGUUUUAAAACUUUAACUGCAUUAAGAGAAGCUGCAUAUGCUUUACAGCACGAGCAUAGAGCCUACUUUAGAAGAUUGGCGCGCGAUACUAAAUAUGGAAGCAAGCAAGCUCCAAUUGGUGAUGAUAAUUACCUUCAUUUAGCUGCUAGAGCUGGAUUUGAAAGUCAAUUAACAAAACGUGCUUAUGAAAUAGACAGUUUAAAUCAACACUAUGUAGAAACAGAUCACUGCUAUGACAGCGGAUUUUCCAGACGAAUAGAGGAUCAACGAUCAUACGAUGAAACAUUUAGAAAACGUCUAGAUUCUGGCUCGAUACAUCGUAGGUAUGAGAACGAAAAUAAUUUAGUACGACGAUAUGAAAGCACUACUGAUACUAUUAGAAGUAUCCAAAAUGAUCUCAACACAUUUGAUCAUAGUUUAAAUAAUACAUUUAGGACAGAUAAUUCUGAAAAAAAUGUAAAUUUAGAAAACAAUAGAAUUUUAGAUAGUUCCAGUUUUUUAGCAACAGAUGGAAUUACUAUUUCUAAUACAUUAUCAAGAAAGUUUAAUAGCUAUGACCAUACCAAAAUAUUAAAGGAAUGCACAAUAACAAAGUUCAAAGGUGACAAACCUGAUAUAUCUUGUAAUUCUUUGAAUGAGCAUACUAAUUAAUUCAUUUAAAUUUUGAAGAUGAAAACAUGUUCCUAUAAAGUUUUCUAAGAUAUUGUCUCAUAUGUUCAUGUUAUAUUAAAGGCACACUGUAGUCUUUAAAUUCAUUAAAAUCAUACAAGAUUAUAUUUCUUGCAGUAGUAUACAGUAUAUGGAGUUUAAGUGUAUAUAACAGUAAUCUUCGAGCUGUUAAAUUUUGGAACAGAAAAAUAUUUUAAACUUUCAAUGCUUUGAAAAGAUUGAAACGACAUUUAAAUGAAAUGAAAAAUCGUAUCGUUUAGAAAGUUAUUUCUUAUAUAUUAAGUCAAAAUAUAAAUAUUUCAUAAUUAUUUAAAAUUAUUUACAAAAAUAGCUUUAAGCACAAUCGAUAUGGCACGAAAUGUUUGUUAGACAGUAGCAUAAGAAGAAAUAAGAUUUUGUACUAUGCAUUGCUUGUUGAAAGGUUAAAUGAAGUUUAAGUGUUUACUAUUGUUCCAAUAUGUUGGGUGAGUCAUUGUUAGAUUUUAAGUUCUUGUUUUGUUUUAAUGACAUGAUAAAAUGAUCUAAAACAGAAAUUAUUCAUAUCUAAAAGUUAUUUUUAUAUAACUGUUCAGAACCAAUAUAUCAAUAUCAAUGACCAAUUUAAAUUAGUUCAAGAUCUCCUAAACUAAAGAUAAAGUCAUUCUAAAUAUAAUAUGUAUAUAACUAUCAAGAUUGUAAAUUAAUUUUAAAAAAUUUGUAUUAUCUAUUUCUUCUUCAAUUUAAAUCUUCUAUUCAAGAUUUUAAUUUAAUUCUCAGACCCUUGAAUCUCACUUCACUUAUACUCUUUCACCUUUAUAUCUUUCUGUUACUAGAAUUACCUCACAGUACAGACCAAAACUUAUUGAAAUUCUUGCUCAAAAUCAGUGCGAAUAAAAAUAAUCACAGAGUACUGUUGAAAAUUUUAAACAUUAACCAUGUGUUUUUGAAAAAAAUAUUCUGGUCAGCAUUGCAAUUUUAUGAAGAGUCAAAAGAUCUGUUGCUUGUUGUGUAGUUUAACAUGGUAUGUCACCUGAAUAUGUUUUGUUUAUGUUCUCGAGAAUUUACAUUUAUAUAUGCUCUAUUUACAUUUUAAAACUAAGUGAAUUUUCCGCUAAGCUAGAAAAAUCUCGUGGCAUUUUCCAUUAAUUCAUUAAAAAAAAAAAAAAAGGGAAAAAUGAGAAUCUCCUCCAAAAACACCAAAGUCAAGUUCUCACCAAAUCACGUCUUUAUUAUUGAUUUCAAAUCUUUUACAUCCUUUUAAA